This is a messenger RNA of Pristis pectinata (smalltooth sawfish), 3264 nucleotides long. RefSeq names its product UDP-glucuronosyltransferase 2C1-like. Gene Ontology annotation, molecular function: UDP-glycosyltransferase activity. The transcript is spliced from 2 exons. Lineage: Eukaryota; Metazoa; Chordata; Chondrichthyes; Rhinopristiformes; Pristidae. The coding region runs from base 174 to 1790 and encodes 538 amino acids. The record is from RefSeq and is a predicted model, not a curated record.
UACAGAUGGGAAUAUAAGAAUGCGAAAGGAUUAAUAUUACACAACAAGAAGACCUGCAAACUUUGGAGCUACCAGUUGAAAUGUGCCCUACACUUUCCCUUUGCUGAGGUCUGAACAAUCUGGAAACCAAAACCUUCUCUCACUUCAGACCGGUGUGAUCAUCCUCUCUCAACAUGGAUAGUCCUGGAUGGAAAGGCAGAUUACAGGUGGCUUAUGUUCUUAGUAUCAUCUUGAUCAUGCUGCCUUGUCCAGUUACACAAGGGGCUAAAAUAUUGGUUGUACCUGUUGAUGGUAGUCACUGGAUCAAUAUGGAGAUUCUAGUAGAAGAACUGAAACUUCACGGACACAACAUCACAGUGCUUUAUACCUCAUCAACUUGGUAUAUUAAAAAAAGACCAGAUCUCUAUCAAUCCAUCUUAAUACAGGGACAACAAAGAACUGGACAAGCUGAAAUGAGUAAAGUGAUUCAAAGUCUGGUGGAAAAAUCAUUGGGAAUCUCACAGAAUGGUUGGACAACAUGGGGCAAAAUUAAUUUGCAAAAUGAAAUGAACUUGUUUCUUUAUUAUUGCCAUAAAUUGUCUCUAAAGGUAACUGCAGAAAUUUUUGAAAACAAAACUUUGUUAAAACAACUUGAGAAUGAAAAUUUUGACCUCAUGCUUGCAGAUCCUGUUUUUGGUAUUGGUCCAAUGCUUGCUUAUUAUUUAAAAGUCCCACUGGUGUAUAAUGUUCGAUGGCAGAUUAGUGGAGAAGCUCAUUUGACUACCGCCCCAUCACCACCUUCCUAUGUCCCAAUCCCUGGCUCACACUUCACAGAUAAAAUGAAUUUUUGCCAAAGAACAGAAAACCUCAUCCAAAAUCUUCAUCAUCUAGUGUUUUCAGAAUUUUUUCUAUACCCUCUUUAUAAUGAAGUCUGUCAUCGAUAUCUGGGACCAGAUAUAGACAUCCAAACACUCCUCCUGAGGGCUGAUGUGUGGCUGAUGAGAGUCGAUUUUGUAUUUGAAUUCCCACGACCCACCAUGCCAAAUUUUGUGUACAUUGGAGGCUUCCAGUGUAAACCAGCCCGACCACUAGCAGCAGAGUUUGAAGAGUUUGUCCAAAGCUCAGGAAAGCACGGACUUAUUGUGAUGUCAUUGGGGUCCAUUGUCAGUUCCUUGCCGAUGCAGAUCACAAUGCGAAUAGCAGAGGCUUUUGCUCAAGUACCUCAGAAGGUUAUUUGGAGAUAUGAUGGAGAAAUCCCUCCCAAUAUAGGAAGUAACACACUACUGGCGAAAUGGAUCCCUCAGAACGACCUGCUAGGCCACCCCAACACACGAGUCUUUAUUUCUCAUGGUGGCAUCAAUGGCAUUUACGAAGCCAUCUACCACGGGGUGCCACUGAUUGGCAUGCCUCUGCUUUUUGACCAGUUUGACAACUUAUUUCGACUUGAAUCCCGAGGUGCAGCAAAAGUGAUGAAUGUUGCGACCAUGCAUUCAACAGAUCUAUUGCAGGCACUUAACGAGCUGAUAAACAGUACAUUUUAUCGGGAUAACAUGAAGAAGCUCUCUGCUCUCCACUGGGACCAACCAGAGUCACCUAUGGAGAGAGCUGUUUUCUGGAUUGAGUAUGUUACCCGACACAAAGGAGCAGGGCAUUUACGCUCAGAAUGCUACCGACUCCCCUGGUACGUUUACUAUUGCGUAGAUGUGAUGAUCUUUCUAUUGUCUGUGUUCCUCUUGGUUACAGUGCUGGUGGUUGUAACAUUGAAGAAACUUUGUAAUAUUGUUCGGAAGAAAAAGCAAAAGAAUGAGUAAGGUUACCCCAUUUUGUGCUGCGAGUUAGUGUUUUAAGUUCUUUCACAUUAGUUGAGAGAUGUUUUUCCCGCACUUAAUCCAUGGAACAUCCUUUUCAGAAAUCAUGAAUUUAACAGUCUAUUUUGAAAAAAAACAGCAGUGAUAGGUCAGUUAAAUAAUAGCCUUUACACACUGAUAUGCACAGAAAAAUUGUAACUACCUGUACCACUUUUUGCAGGAAUGUUACUUAAAAAUUAAGUAGCAUUCUUUCACUUCGCCACAAACUUUGGGAUUCACUAGCGAGGUGACCUUUUCUGUGCUAUUUUCUCAUCUACUGAAUAAUAGCCAAAUAGCUCACCACACACUUUCAAUCCGUCAGUAUGUUUGGUUCCUCUUCAGAAUCCUCAUUAUUGUCAGCAACACACACAAAGUGCUGGAGUAACUCAGCAGGUCAGGCAGCAUCUAUAGAGAACAAUAAACUGCUGACGUUUCGGGUUGAGAUCCUUCAUCAGGACUCCCAUUAUUGUCCGUGAUGGUAUGAAAAGCAGAUGCUUUUGCUCAAGUACCUCAGAAGGUUAUUUGGAAAUAUGAUGGAGAUAUCCCUCCCAAUAUAGGAAAUAAUGCUUAUCUUUUCAUUAGAUAUGCAAUAUGUUCGAAGAUCAGAAGUGAUCCACUUGCUUGUGAUAUCUUCCAAGAUGUGGGACCUGGGGCAGGGGUGUGUGUGUUGUUGGUGGAGUCGGUGUUGUGGGCUCCGUGCUGCCACCUUUUCCUAUCCCCACCCUCCUGUAGAUGCUGACUCUGAAUAAUGUGUUUCAGUUACAUUCAAUGAACUUGCUUCUCAUUCUGCCUGCUACACUUUCUCAUCAGUAAAGUUGGUCAAUAUUGCACAUAUAUCAGAUGACAGCUUAGAUAGAAAGGUCUCAUUUAUAGAAGGGCAGAUGUUGGUGCUGCACUUUGUUGGUGCUAACUUUGCAGCAAUCCCACAAAUUAGUAAAUCACAUUCUUUUUCUCAUUAUGUUUGAAUGUUCCACAGGAGCAUAAGCUACAUGCUCUCUGAUACUGUUGUACGUGCCAUGUAAUACCGCAUCAUGAUGAGCAUUUUUUUUAUUGCAACAAUUACUAGCAGUUCUCUAAAAUUUGGUGAAAGAGGUAGUUAUACAAACUUAGUAUUAGUGGUUACAGUUUUCCUGUAAUCACCAAUAGUAAGAAUCUGAUUCUGAUUCUGAUUUCCCAGCAAUGGUCAGAGUAGGUAAGAAAUUUUAAAUGUGGAGUUACUUUUGUUGUGGAAGAUUAAAAAAAGUGUUUGCAGUUUGAUUUUAAAAUGUUUUGAAUUUUGAUCAUUAAAAGACUAUUACUCUGCAAUCUGUCAAUGAUGUGUAUGGUUUCAGGAACAUUCAUUCUUUCACACGUAAAUCCUAAAAUGGUCUCAGAAGAAUAAGCUGAUCUCAGAUACAUACACAUUCAUACUUAUCACCUUCAGACAUGUAGCCAGCAC